Molecule: messenger RNA, 996 nt
Organism: Gymnogyps californianus (California condor)
Lineage: Eukaryota; Metazoa; Chordata; Aves; Accipitriformes; Cathartidae
Gene: CFAP73
Product: cilia and flagella associated protein 73
Biological process (GO): spermatid development
Source: RefSeq, a predicted model, not a curated record
AUGGCCUUCGACCUGGAGGAGUAUUUACGCGUGGCUUUCCGGGACAAGCUGCGGCUGCCGACGGUGCCGACGUGGGACGCUGCCACUCUGCUGCCCUCCAUACGCUUGCUGCUGAAGAGGCGGGAGGUGGCGGAGGUGGAGCAGGCGCUGCAGAGCCAGCGGGAGGAGUUUCGGCAGAGGAUGGAGCGCCUGGCGCAGCGCCGGCAGCAGCUGGGCCAGAGGGAAGAGCAGCUCCGGGAUGUUGUCCUCAAAUUCGACGCCUUCCUCAAGGCUUCAGCAGCGAGGCAGGAGCGGGCGCUGCAGCGGGCAGACAAGGAGCGGGUACGGGUGGCGGCGCAGGGUGCCGAGGCCGCCCGCCUGCGCCAGGAGCUCGCGGGGCUGCUGCGGCAGAGGGAGCGCCUGGCCCGGCGCCUGCGGAGCCUCCGCAGCUUCGGCGACUACCUGCGGGGCGUCCUGGCCAGGAUGGGGCAGUUCCAGGACAUCCCGGCCAUGCUGGCCCAUUUUGGGGCACGGGGGGCACGGGCAGCCCUGGUGCAACAAGCAGCAGCGGGGCAGGAGCGGCUGGCCCAGGGCUGGGCACAGCUCCAGCAAUACCGCAAGGAGGCCGGCAGCAAGCUCCUGCGCACCAACGACGAGCUGGCCCAGCUCCACGCACGCCUGGAAGCCGCCCGCCACGACGUGCUCCAGUGGGAAUCCUCCUGGGCCCACAUCCAGAGCACGGCCACCCAGAAGACCCUGCUGCUGGGGCAGAUCAAGCUGGCAGUGCUAAACCUCUUCCAGCUCGUCACCACGUGGCUCAAGGUCCCCGCAGACGUGGCCCUGGAGGACACCGAGGCCCAACUGGACACGGUGCUGCUCUGCAUGCAGGACCUGGCUGCCAUCUGUGCCGAGCUGUGCCCCAGGCAGCGGGGGCCGUGUCCCCCACGCUUGCCUGUUGCCACCAGCAUGCGCCCGCUGCGCCGCGGGGGUGCCAGGGAGCCUCUGAGCCAGGAAUAG